AUGCCGCGGUCCAGCUUCUCAGACAAUCCUUUGCUGCGUGUUUCCAGGCCUGUUUCUGCCUGUUCGCGUUGCCGAGCUGCAAAAGUCAAGUGUGAUGGGAAACUGCCGGCGUGUACGGCCUGCGAAAAGGCCGGCCGUGAGAGCGAGUGUUCGGCCGCCAAUGAUCAAUUCGCUCGCGGCAAGGAGAGGAGCUACGUUGCGGCCCUUGAACUUCGCGUUGAGAAACUAGAGCGGCGCCUGAACUACGCCCAGUCGCGCAAGGCAUCCGUAGCCUUUCACACGGAUGGCGGAACGAAUUUCCCAGGGCCUCCUGGUGCUGAACGAAAGGACUCGCUGGCUGUCAUCCGGGCAGCAAUACAUCGCAAGGCAGCUCGUAAGAGGGAAAACUCAGACGUUAACUCCCUUGUGUCAGAUUUCGGCUUCCUGUCGGUAAACGCGACAACCCGGGAUUUCGAGCCAUCGGUUAAUAAUAUGACCUUUGCGCGCCUCGUGCUCGCCGCUGCCGGAAACGACCCACUGCCCGAGCCCACCAAGGCAUCUGCGAAGCUCCCCUCUCGACAAGCGUCCCAUGGCAUUGUCCAGUACUACAUUGCCCACGUCCAUUCCCUCUUUCCGUUCUUCCCCGAGACGUCGCUGUUUGCUCUCCUCGAGGAGCUGCAUAUCCAGCAGCAGCCGACCCAGCCGAACAUGCCGCAACCUCGCUCGAACCUACGGAGCUCUGACUACUGGAUGCUGUACAUGGUGCUUGCCAUUGGCUCGUCGGCCCAGAGCCGGAGUCGGCAGGACUCAUUUUUCAACAGUGGUGUCGAGUACGCCUCACGGGCCAUGCCGUACGCUGAUCGCGCCCUAGCACCCGGACAUGUGACGCAGAUCCAGUCGCUGUUGCUUUUGACGCUGUAUUCGAUGCUCGACCCGGCGCAUUUCGACAGCUGGCACUUGAUAGGUUUUACGUGCCGUGCGAUCGUUGAUCUCGGUUUCCACCAAGAUCCGCCGCAGUCACAGAGCAUGGAUGCAGCGGCCCUUGAUGCGCGGAGAAGGACAUUUUAUUGUGCAUACGCACUCGAUCGAGCCAUCAGCAUGGUCCAUGCUCGAGCGUUCUCGUUCACCGACGACGCCAUCAACGUCGCAUUCCCGACAAUGAUUGGCGUCGUACAAACCCUUCCACAGCAAUCGACGCUGCAAAACAUGCAAGCUCUCCAGCCUCCACGUUCACCUGCGUCCGCCCAGCCGCCAAUAUCACCGUCGACGGUGCCAGCGGCCAACCCGGCGUUGCUCUUGUUCCAGCUGCGUCGUGCCCAGUCACAUUGGUACCAGACCCUCUACCAAUCGGAUCCAUCUGACCCGCUACCCGACCCUGCAGCGUACGUCUGGCGCAUGUGUGCCGACAUGCGCGAGUGGUAUGACGCGCUGCCUGCCACGCUGCCCGGACGCAUCCGCGAGAUGUUCGAUCUAGAGCUGCAGUAUAGCUACGUGUACUGCAUUGCGCCGAGCGCACGGGCGCCUCUGGUGACUGCGUACGGGCGCAUGUUGAUCUUUGAACAUGUCAUCGCAUACGUGGACCGCAUGAUGGCACUCGCCCGAGGAGGACUGAACCCUGUGUGGCACACGUAUCAUGAUUCACUGCGUUUGUUCUUCAUGGGAAGUCAGUUUGUGGCUGUGCUCCGGGACACGGCGACCGCAGAUGCCAUCCUUGCUGGUGGCGGCUCAAUUCCUGUGCCGCUGGCAAUGCCAGGCGAGGCACCUCCGCCUCCGAUGCCAGUGCGGAGGGCAGGCUCGCCGAGCACAAAUUUACCAAACAACAACGGCAGUAGCGCCGCCAGCACUGCCAACAACGGCAACAACGGACUGCCGCCGUCGCUGGCUUCUGCGCACCCGAAUAAUGGCACCAACGUGGACAGGUCGGUUGCUUGCCUGGAGCGGGUCAGCUGGACAUUGAGCGCCUACGGUGCCCGGUGGCAGGACGCCGAGCAGCUUGCCACGGGGUUCAAAACGAUAAGCCGACCCGUGCUGGAGUCGCUCUGGGCGCGCCAAGCGACCCAGAACAAGCAACCACCUAAAAGCGCCGCACCCCCGGUUCCGACGCUGCUCAGGCAGCCGGCAGGACCGGUGCCAGUCCACUAUCUUAAUAGCAUGCAACACCCACCACCACCUCCUGGAAGAACACGAUAG
This is a messenger RNA of Sporothrix brasiliensis 5110, 2169 nucleotides long. RefSeq lists its product as uncharacterized. The record is from RefSeq and is a predicted model, not a curated record. Gene Ontology annotation, molecular function: sequence-specific DNA binding; zinc ion binding; DNA-binding transcription factor activity, RNA polymerase II-specific. The transcript is spliced from 6 exons. The coding region runs from base 1 to 2169 and encodes 722 amino acids. Gene Ontology annotation, biological process: DNA-templated transcription; positive regulation of transcription by RNA polymerase II. Lineage: Eukaryota; Fungi; Ascomycota; Sordariomycetes; Ophiostomatales; Ophiostomataceae.